AUGGACCCACAGCGACAAGAAUCAACGGACUACAUGGAUGAAUAUGCUGAAGCAGAUAACGUGUACUCCAAUGGCCAGGAGUCACUGAGACUGCGACGCCCUUCAUCUCGAGGGUCCAAUCACAACUACCCUCAUUUUAAUUGGAACCCGGCAGCCAACGAAAUACAAGAUGAUGAUGAUGAUGAUGAAGUGGAUGGCUAUAUAGAUUCCGGACAGGAGCCUCGGGACCUUCGCACCAUACCUCUGCCUUUGGCUCUGAAAAGGGCUGUGAGGCAGGUGCAGGAAAUGCAUGUGCCUGUUGCUUCCUCCACCAUGACAUCAUGGAAACAGAGGCAUCGCAAAACCCUGCAGAAAAUUCAAAAUAAUGCCACAGAGGUCUUAAACCUCUUUAUGUUAUGGAGGAAGUCUUUGCAAAAGAUUGGAGGUAACUUUGGUGGAGGCGUUGAGUCUUACUUCUUAUUCCUCCGCUUCCUGGUUCUACUUAAUUUUGUCUCCUUUCUACUCAUCGCUGGGUUCGUCCUCAUCCCCAGUGUCAUCUUCAGAUCUGUCGACACCAGCUUUGUCAACAAAACUGGGCCCGAGGAAUGCAUGGAAUACGAUCCUAAUCCUCAAGUCUUAGCCGUGUUCUAUAAUUACAUCCUUGACUUCCUUUCGGGAACGGGCUUCAUGGAGUAUUCAUACCUGUUUUAUGGCUACUACAGCAACACGCUAGUACGCGACACCAACUUCUCCUACAACAUCCCGCUAGCCUACCUUUUCACCGUUGUCUUCUUCUUUGCGUUUUGCCUCAUCUGCAUCAUGGCUAGGAUGGGGACAGCUGCUCGAGUUGCCGUGGCGACGGGAGGCAGCGCUGUUGGCGACUACAGCGCCAUCGUGUUCACGGGAUGGGACUAUGGUUGCCUGGGAGACCAAGCGACCAAGCUGAAGCAGAAGAAUAUUCAUUACCGGUUACAGGUGGACUUGGAGGAGCAGUUUUUGAAGAAAAAGGCAGCUGCUCUGACCACGAGUCAAAAAAUAGUCUUGUACGCCCUGCGCAUCGUCAUGGGUAUUGUUGCUUUGGGGCUCAUCGGUGCUGCCUGUUUCGGGAUCUUUGAGGCGACUGUUUUCAGUCAGGGGAAGAGUGGUCAACCGGGGAUUCUGGGAUUGAUUUUUGAGUAUCUACCCUCCAUUGUGAUCACCGCCGGAAACUUCCUGGUGCCUUUCCUCUGUGACCAGAUUGCCCUUAUUGAGCGAUAUCGACCUAGCACCACAGUCAUACUGGCUCUGCUAAGGGCAGUGUUCCUUCGCCUUGUGAGCUUGGGAGUUCUGCUGUUCACUCUGUGGGGUCAGAUCACAUGCCAGACAGACAAAACCAAGUGUGACGUGUGCCAGUACAACCAUGAGGAGUACCCGUGCUGGGAAACACGAGUGGGGCAAGAAAUGUACAAGCUAGCACUCUUCGAUCUCAUCGUCACCGUUGGUAUGCUAGCAUUGGUGGAGUUUCCACGGAGGAUACUGGUGGACAACUGGUCCAACAAGGUGGCUCGGUGGAUUGGUCGACAGGAGUUUGUCGUGUCCGCCAACGUGCUGGGCUUAGUUUAUGGCCAGACUGUGGUCUGGAUUGGGGCUCUCUUCUGCCCUCUGCUGCCCGCCAUUAACACAGUCAAAUUUGUCAUCCUCUUCUACUGCAAGAAGGUCACACUUUUCCAGAACUGUCGCCCUGCGCUCAAGACCUUCCGUUCCACCACCUCCACUUUUGUCUUCCUGGUGGUGCUCCUCUUUGGAUGGGCCAUGGCCACUCUGGUUAUGAUAUACAGUGUUGCAGCAAUCCGUCCAUCUUUCGGAUGCGGGCCUUUCCGCUUCUUCCCCUACAUGUGGGACAUCAUUCCGACAUCUUUCGAACGCCUCUCAGAAGUCACCAAAGAGUUUCUCUUCUUCAUUGGAUCCCAGGCCUUUUCCAUUCCUCUAUUUGCCUUGUCUUGCGUAGUGAUGUGUUAUUUCAUCGCUCUGGCUGCUGUUUAUGGGAAAAGUGUUGCUUUACUCAGAAAUCAACUCAAACAGGAGGGCCGCGAUAAGCAGUUCUUGGUCAAACAGAUAGAGAAGCUGAGUCGUCAACUUCAGAUACCAACAAGAGAUUUUGCGUGA
Messenger RNA from Nerophis lumbriciformis (worm pipefish), 2124 nucleotides. Lineage: Eukaryota; Metazoa; Chordata; Actinopteri; Syngnathiformes; Syngnathidae. The record is from RefSeq and is a predicted model, not a curated record.